Messenger RNA from Dentiscutata erythropus, 412 nucleotides. The record is from the annotation of a GenBank genome assembly. NCBI's taxonomy places the organism in Eukaryota, Fungi, Glomeromycota, Glomeromycetes, Diversisporales, Gigasporaceae.
AUGAAUUUAGAAAAAGAAAUUUGUAAAUGUAAUACUUGUUUAAUUAUAAAUCCAAAUGGCCGAAAACUUAGCAAGCGAAUUAAACAACAACAUGAAAAAAACAAAAAAUGUUUAUAUGAUAAAGAUGGAAUUAUUGUUGGAGAAGUAUAUUCUAAAAAAAGAAGAGUUAAUAAAUCGAAUAAUCAAGACAAAAAAUUACAAUAUAAAGAAUCAGAACAAUAUGAGGAUUUAGAGCAAUAUGAAGAUUUAGAACAGUAUAAGAAUUUAGAGCAACAUGAAGAUUUAGAACAAUAUGAAAAUUUAGAACAAUAUGAUUUUGAGCGAUGUAAUAAGUUAGAAAACUAUGAAGAAUUUAAAGAAUUAGAACAAUAUAAAAAAUUAAAUCAAUGCAAUUUAAUUUAUAAUAUUGAAG